AUGGACGAAGUAAAGGUUGCUGAGCUCUCAAACACUGCCCAGUUCGGUGACUUGAUAGAAUUCUCCUAUGCUAUUGGUUACUCUCAUUGGGGCGUGUACAAUGAAUAUGGAUACAUCAUACAUUUUGCUGUUGCAGAUGAGUCACAACUCAUGAGCAUGGUCCGUGGCGACCUGCAGACAAUUUUCCCUUUGUGUGGUGACCUUCUGCUUGGAGAGACCAAAAUCCGUCGCCAGCGGCUCUUAGAUGUCAAUGUCCCCAAGGGAGCAGGUAGCAACAUACAGCACUCUUUCAGCCCUUCUGCCAUAGAGGACAUGAGGUGCCGUUGAGAUGCUCUGCUUGACAAGCUUUUUUCUUACAAACUUCUCCUGAACUGUGAACACUUUACCACAUUUGUGCGCUAUGGAAUAGCAGUGUGCAAUCAAAUCCCAUGGAAACCCAAAAACAAGAAAUGUGAAGAGGCAACCAAAGUGUUUGCAAAUAUUGUGUCUCAGUGCUCUUCACAAUCGGAGACUAUGGUAGAAUAG
Messenger RNA from Electrophorus electricus (electric eel), 525 nucleotides. The record is from RefSeq and is a predicted model, not a curated record. Lineage: Eukaryota; Metazoa; Chordata; Actinopteri; Gymnotiformes; Gymnotidae.